Molecule: messenger RNA, 1390 nt
Organism: Suillus subalutaceus
Lineage: Eukaryota; Fungi; Basidiomycota; Agaricomycetes; Boletales; Suillaceae
Exons: 6
Coding region: 178-1257 (359 amino acids)
Source: RefSeq, a predicted model, not a curated record
CUAGUACACAGGUCACAAGUCUAGGAUUGAUCAUAUACAGCAGUACACAGCCUUAUUGCAGCGCAUGGUGGGCGCAAACAGUGAUCGUCGCACCCCUUUUUCGGGUGAGCUCUUCGAGUCUUAUCUAUCGACUGCUCUCUUGCUUUCUCUCCCCACAAAUCACUCCUCCAACUCACAAUGUCUACCUUGCAAAAUGCCCCAGCUGGUACACGUCGGGCAUACCCCUUUCGCCCUCCCAGAGUAACAGAGUCCUCACAACCUGACACCUCCUUCAUCCUCAAAGAUCUUGCAGACAAGCCCAUUGCUUCAUACUCGUGGAUCGAGGCUGCAACGCCAACGAUCGCCGUCCCUGGUUCUCCCAGAGUCUGGUUCACAGGCCCCAAGCGCGUCCCUGCUGACUCUGGAACACGCUUUAUAGACCAAAAUGCAUUCUACAUGCGAAAAAUUUUUGAUUACAAGCAGUUCGACUUCAUCACGGACCGCAACAACCUUCGUAAACUUCUCCGCUGGGCCAGUGGCUCAUCGGAUGAGAAUGACUUCCGCAUCGAUAUCGAUGUAGCAGGCUCGACGUGCUUGUUCACGCGCCUUGAGGCACAGAACACGGACACCGUGCAAGGCUUUAUGGGGUAUGGACAUGAGUAUGAGAAAGCGGCCACGAGAGUCACUCGCGGCUGCGAGAGAGCUACUGGACAUCAUCGCAUGAUUUCCAUCGACAUCGGUGGACUGAAGAUUCUACUUCGUUUCACGAUUGAGGCAUGCACGUCUUCUACCAAUGACACGAACGACGAGGACGACCUCCUAGCAGCCUUCUCAGGCCUGGGUAUUGGCGGAGCGUCUGCCUCCAGAACCCGGGACACUAAGAAGCCUCAAGCCACGGUGCCAACCGUCCGUGGCGUAUCCAUCACCCAAACAACUCCACGCAAAGUCGUCCCGCAAGCCUCUCUCAUCGAGCUCAAGACACGCGCUGCCCACCGAGAGAUCGACUGGGCAGAAAUUUAUCCACAGCUCUAUCUUUCUCAGACAGCAUUCUUGUAUAUCGCGAAGCACGAACGCGGCAACUUCAACACCCUGGAGAAAGUAGAGCUUGGCUCGGUGAGCAUGCAGACACAUGCCCGCCGUGCUGAGCAGGGUGUCGCGAAGAAGAUGUGGGGGGUAGGCUUGAGUUUGGUGUCAAAGGAUGGCAAGUUGGCAUUGUACAAGCGCCAUGAGGGGACUGGAAAAGGGCCGGGAAAAGACAUCACAAACAAAUUCAAUUGAUGUGGGAUUACUAUCCUGGUAAGUAAGUAGUAUCGAGGCACGCUUUGACAACUCGCGGUGUAGGAUAUAGCUGGAGCGAUGUUUGGGUAUUGUGAUCGAAUUUGAAAAACGUCUUUCUUGCUGUACACAGGAU